GGGAGGGGCACAGGUACACUUUCAGUCAGCUUAAUCACAGUGCUGACACCAACAGGGACACAUACUAAAAUACGCACAGGGAGUGUGUGUCUUUUCUGUGAGAGCGAGAGCGGAACAGAGAGUGUAAGGGGACCAGAGAGACUUGAGUUCUGUCCGUGGAGUGGAACUUCCACUCACCAAAAGAUCCAGGAUGUUCAAGAAGAAGGAUAGUAAUACCGUGAAGGUGUCCAGCAAGACCAGCAAGUGAGUCUUUAAGGAACGAUAGCAAACUCGGUCCACCCUACCUCCUUCCUCCUUUCCUCUCCUUCUUCCUAAACUUGGAUAUGUUUCAUUUUUUUUUUGCUGUGUUGCCCUCUUUCUCAUAGAAUCCUCAGGAAUCUCCUUUGUUUGUUUCAUUCCUAACUCCUGGAUAAUGGUGUUGUAGUCAAGAAGACAAACUUUGUUCUAUGUAAAUUUCACCCUAUAGAAAAAUAUGAGUCACUUGAGCUUCCCUAAGGUUGAUAAUCAACCUUUACCUUUUGUUUUGUCUUGCACUGGGCAUAGACAGCUUGGCACCAGGAUGGUUGGUGUUUAUGUUGAGGCAAUGGAGACUGACGUUAAUGGAGAUGUAACCUAUAAGUCUAUGGGUGUUACACUGCUGAAAAGACUCCCACGAGAAAGAGAUGGGAAUGAAAAUGCUUGAAGCGUGAAUUCAUGGAAAGUGUGUUAGUUGAUCAUUGUGAUACUCAAAUAGCAGGAUGAUCGUCUUCUAGUAUCCAUGCACUAUUCCUGGACUACAUUCAAAAACUUGUCAUCGGUUUCCCUUUGCUCUUUCCUUUAAGAACACUGAUUUAGUGAAAGGACUUAGCAUGUCUCUACUUGGAAAGCUUUUAAUGGAGUCAAGGAAAGUUAACAAUUUAGGAUUAUUGGUACACAGCUCUCUACAGUUUGACAGUUCAAAUGGGUCUUAUCCACUGUGUCCUGAGCAAGAGGGAGGGAGAGAAGAAAGAGAGAGAUGGAAGGGUUAGAGACCGAGAUGAAAGAUAGAGGUGAUGACAAUUCGGAGAGCGAGAGUGAGAAGAGUGCCACUGGUUUCACCCUGCCUCAGGGUCACUGUGUGUUUGAUGGCCCUGCUGAUCAGGGCAGGGCAGAUAAGGCUUCUGUCUGUGCUGUUCAGCUGGUUUCUCCAUGGCCUAUAGGUGUUGACUCACCCUUUCGCCACGGUGGUGCAAAUGGGAUAUUUAAAGGGAAUGUCCUUGUCUGGUUGAUAGACUGCACUGUGAAGAGUACUACAGUACAACUGUUGAUGAAGCAUUUAAUCACAGUGAAAAUACUUUAGUAUAGUAGGCCUAUCUUAGUUAUGGAGGAGGGCAUUGGUGUAAAAUGUAUUUAAUGUGUUUAAGGCGCUUAAAUAGUUCACCCAGUCCGUCGCCUGUAGAAGUUGUCAUUGGAGGGAUAGUGGUGUUUGAAGGGGAGGUUUGUGAGUCAUGUAGUGCUGGUAUUUAAAGGUUAGUGACUUAUCACAUCAGUGCUGGUAUGGGUCCAUAGGGGCAGGUUGACAUGAAAACACGGAUCUACGGAUCACUGAAUCUGUCAUCUUAUGCUGCUGGUACAAGCAUAUGUCAUCUCAUUACAUCACAAUACAUGUUUUACUGUUGAUAACAACACUUUAAAUUCAAAAUGGCUCCUUAGGUUAAAAGGAACAUGGACAACAAGAUUGGGGUCAUCAAUUGUAGUCAGUUCAGCAAAUUCAUCUUCACAGUCAAAAUAGUGGACUAUUUUCGACACAUGAACUGAAUAUCACCUGAAUUGGUAAAAUGAAUUGAUCCCAACUCAGAUGAACAGUUGUAUUUUACAGCUUAUCAGGCAAUCUGAAUAGCCUGGAUUCAAAGCUGUGGAGAAGUAUUCAGCACACUUCUAACACUCUCUGGAGAUCAAUGCUCUACCUUGAGUACCCACUAGGUACCCCUGUAGCUCAGUUGGUAGAGCAUGGCGCUUGCAACGCCAGGGUUGUGGGUUCGUUUCCCACGGGGGGCCAGUAUGAAAAAUGUAUGCACUCACUAACUGUAAGUCGCUUUGGAUAAGAGCGUCUGCUAAAUGACAAAAAUGUAAAAUGUAGGUCAGCCGAGAGAGAGAGCAAUACAGACAGUCACAAAGAGGGAGUGACAGAGAGACAAACAAAUAGUUGUUAUGGAGUGUUCAGCGUUUUGGGAAUUCUCAGGUGGGGCAGUGGAAGUGAUUCACCCUCCCGUUGAUCCCAGGUCAACGGGAGGGUGGCAUACUAUUCCCUACAUAUUACACUACUUUUGACCAGAGACAUGGCCAAAAGUACUGCACUAUGAAGGGAAUAGGGUGCCUUUCGGGACUCCUGCUUGGUCUCAUUUCAAGAGUGUUGUCUUAUGUAGGGCCAGGAGUUUUUCCUGAAAAUGAAGAACUCAGUGCCCUAGUUAUAGGUUCCAGAGUUCUUCUGGUCCUAGUCGUACAGCUUCACACACAUCUACUCUGUCUGUGUCACUAUCUAUUCUUAGCCUGUGGUUUUAUAUCUAAUGAUUUUGCAUGUUAGGUUUUGUAACUGAAUAGCUUACACAAGGAUAAUGGCCUCAGUAUCCAUCUUAAAUGUUUAGCACCUCAACCUUGACCUUCAUUGGUCACUUAAAUCAAGGACAACAACUGCAGUGCUCGUAAAUGGUCCAAAACUAAAAAAUGAUUGAUAGGAUUCAGACAGAGUUUCCAUUUCCACAUUCCUCUCUCUGCCUCAUUCCUUUUUGUAUUUUGUAUCUUCUUUGCUAUUGAUCUAAAUCUUUAUUCUUUAACCUUUGCCCUCUUAACAGGCCCACAACCAACGACUUGGCCUUGGUGAUUGCGCGCAUGCAAAGUAAUUCCGACCAGGUGGAGAAAGAUAUCCUCCGGGCCGAAGAGCUACUUGCUGUGGUGAGAACACACACUCACAGUCUCUCUCUUUCUUUCUCUAGAAAUAAUAGUGUGUCCAUGGACUCAAUUCUGGCCACUAACCGUUCUCGUCUCACCUACUGUCUUCAUCCCCAUUGCCAUGUAGGACGCAGAGAGUGAGAAGAAGAACCUGCCCCUCCAGCACCAGAAAGUGGUGGCAAACAACCUGUCUGAGGCUGAGGGCCUGCUGAAUGACCUCUUCCUGGAUGUGGACAAGGCCAAGAAGUACAAACACCCCCAAGGCAGCGAGAUAGAGAGCGAGUAAGUGACCUUUUAUAGGCCCAACCCACUGUGCACAGACGUCAAUUCAACGUCUAUUCCACGUUGGCCACAGCAUUUCAAUGAAAUGACGUGGAAACAACGUUGAUUCAACCAGUGUGUUCCCAGUGGGAUAUCCCCAAGCCAUAAGACUCCUAACAGCUAAUCAAAUGGCUACCCGGACUAUUUGUAUUGUCCCACCCCCUCUUUUACGCUGCUGCUACUCUCUGUUUAUUAUCUAUGCAUAGUCACUUUAACUCCACCUACAUGUACAUAUUACCUCAAUUACCUCGACUAACCUGUGCCCCCGCACAUUGACUCUGUACCGGUACCCCCUGUAUAUAGCCUCGCUACUGUUAUUUUACUGCUGCUCUUUAAUUAUUUAAUAUUUUUUACUUAUCUAUUUUUUACUCAACACAAAAUUUUCUUAAAACUGCAUUGUUGGUUAAGGGCUUGUAAGUAAGCAUUUCACCUGUUGUAUUCGGCGCAUGUGACAAAAAAAAGGAUUUGAUAUAUCUUAUGAACACUGAUAUCAUUUGGGCUCUUCAGCUGCUUCAAAAAGAUGAGUCUUUACCAUAAAUCCAUCUUUCCCUUUAAGACAUUUGAUCAUUGGGGGAUACAGUAAAGGUCCAGCUGCAUUUAUUGACUAAAACGUGCCAGUUCCCUUUGUUAUCAUGCUCAUGCUGAACAUACUAAACGUCUUUUCCCCUCCCUCCCUCAACCUUUGGGUCAUUCCAGUGUCAAACACCUCCAUGACCGUUGGCUGAAAGACUGUGCCUUCUACCGGGACAUCUAUGAGCCUGUCAACGAUGUGGAGCUAAUGCCCAGAAUCGACUGGGCUUCAGUGCUCAAUCAGAAACAGGUAAAUUAAGUGUCCUCUUCUUCUUUGGCAACUAACUUAAGACCAAGCCUCCCUAUUGUAAACAUCCUUAUAAAAUAAUGGUUCUCAUCCCCUUGACAAACUGUUCUGUUGACCAAUCCAAGCUGAAAUGUGCAUGCAAUCCACCUUCCUUCAGUUGUACUAUAUAUUGACUGACUUGGUUAAAACAACAGUACACAACACAACAACUAACACAACAGUACACAACGUUCAGUUCAUCAUUAUCCUAAAAUACCCCAUAAGAAUGCAUACUACCACAAAGCCUCUUUAGUUUUCUUCUGAGUGUAAUUGUGUCCGUGACUGACCAUACCCUUCUGUGUGUCUGUCUCUCAGAGGGAGGUGAACACAGAAGAGUAUGGGCCCACCAUGGCUGACCUGAAGAAGCAGAUCGCUGCCCACAACAUCCUGCACAAGGAGAUCGAGGCCUACAGCUCCCAGCUCAGCACCAGCUCCACCAGCACCAAGGUAACCCCUUCAACUCUCUCAUCUCCGUGACGACUAAUUCAAGGGUUCAUGGAUUGAAUGGAUGUAUUUGAAAAUGUCUUGUAGCUAGUGAACAUGACAACAAUUCAUUUGUGUUUCAGGAGGAGUAUGCUGCCAUCAAGAAACAAUACAACAACCUUUUGGUAAGUCAUAGUUGUCAUAUGGUUACUAUGAGAUACAGAGGAGGCUGGUGGGAGGAGGUAUAGGAGGACAAGCUCAUUGUAAUGUCUGGAAUGGAAUAAAUGGAACAGAGUCAAACGUGGUUUCCAUAUGUUUGAUGUGUUUGAUACUGUUCCAUUUAUUCCAUUACAGCCAUUACAAUGAGCCCGUCCUCCUACAGCUCCUCGCACCAGCCUCCUCUUAUGAGAUCGGUGGGAUUUCACUUUCAAUCUUAAAAGUAAUUGUAACAUAUGUUCUCUUUUUGGUGUGACUCUUUACAGUUGUUAUAUAAUAUUGUUAUAUCCCCACAGGACAAUUCAAAAUGGCGGCACCACUACCUGAGCAGUCUGUAUGACUACAUGCAGGGCUGUAACAAGGAGCUGGCCUAUCUAGGAGACGAACAGGACAAGAUCCUGAAACAGGACUGGAGCGACCACAUGUUGGAUCCUCCGGAUGUCCGCAGACAGUAUGAGGUGAGAGACCAUCUUAGGGGUCAAAUAGAGUGUCAUUCGAUGUCAAUGGACUUAAUAUAACAACAAAGUAUGAAAAUGUUGCUUGAGGAGGUGCUUCAUACGUUUCUGGCAUGGAUGUACAUUUCGUUUUCCAUUACUGAAUGAGCCGUGUUCAGUGACAUCAUAUUACAUUUUUUAUCUCAAUCAGAACUUCAAGAACAACAGCCUGCUGUCCCAUGAAAGCGAAGUGAACAAACUCCAGGAUGACGGAGAUCGACUCAUUGAACUAAAGCACCCGGCCAGCACCACAAUACAGGUACAUGCCAAUAACCAAUAAAAACUUGUCUUCAAUCAAGAAUCAAUCACUCUUCCAUAGAUUAGACUUCUACAUUUAGGUCCACCAAGUUUAGAAUGUUCCUGAAAGAUAUAGAGAUUUUCCUUUACGUGAUGGCUUCAUCUUUAUACUUGUUUCAGGCUCAGAGAGAUGCUUUGCGGAAUGAAUGGCAGAAGUUCCUUAACCUGUGCAUCUGCCAAGAGACCCAUCUGGAUUACGUUGAGGAUUUCAAGAAGGUAAAUGUCACUCAGAAUACAUUUACAAGGCUUCUUAGUAUCUACAUCAGUUUAGAAUAAUAUUCAGACUUCUGUCUUUCUGGUCAGAAUGGAAAGGGUAUCUUCUGUUUGGUUUUGAACCAGAAAUGUCCCUAACCACAUUACUAUAGACAUUCAUACUGCAGCAUGAUCAGAAACCUGGAUAGGUCAAAGAUACUGUAUGUGAAAAAGAUGCCAUGUUCUGAUGUUUUGUCUGUCUGUGUCCCUGUUCAGUACCAACUAGAUGUGGAGACACUAUCGGAGUCUCUGAGUGAACUCAACUCUAGCCUGAAGAAAGUGGAAGGUAUAACUGGGAGGAGCGGCUCAGCGAUGACUCUGCAACUGGAGGUAAGAUAAGAUAUCGUUUAUUAGUCCAUACUAGAUGGACAUUUGUCUUCUACUGUUUUCCCAACCCCGCCGAUACACACACACACACAUACACAAAUAUAGGUAAUGCCAGGAUUUUAACACUGAUAAUCUAUUGUACAUCUGGAUGCAAUUCCAGUCUCAUUGACGCUUCGGUGUUAACUUGCGCAGUAAACUUUCAACACACCCAUGAAUCAUAAAGAUGCUACAUUGCAUUUCAUAUUGUAAAAAAUUAAAUAAAACUCAUGCUUUUACCUCUGCAUAUUUAUUAUCAAUAAAAAAUAAAAUAAAACAUUUUCAAGACCAUAAUUUUUUCUAAAAUGUCAAUUUUGGGGCUUUAACAAUAGAUAAAUAAAUGGUAGUCUGUGUGUUAACACUUCACUUCUAAAGACAUUAUAUUUCUUUCACACAUUAUCCAACGUUAUCAUGACAUUACCCUACUACAUUAUGUAAAUAAUGUGAAGAAAAAUUGUUAUGCCGAAAUGCAACGCAGGUGGUCCUAAUUCCCCAAUUUCACCCCCCCGCCCCUCUCUGUCACUCUCUCUUUCUCUUUCUUUCUCCAUCUCUCUCUCUCAGGCAGAGGAGAGCACGGUGCAACGUAACGAGCAGCUCCUGGCUGACCUGAGGAAGAGGAGCACCACCAUCGCCCCCCUCAAGCUGCGCCGCUACCCGCCCACCAGGUCCACCACCGUGGAGUCCCUCUGUGACUGGAAGACUGAGAAGGUAUGACCAGCUGCUCUGACCUCUCACCUUUUAACUUUGACCCUGUCCUGGAGCCUCCACCACAGGUUACGGUAUAAAGUCAAAGCGGGUUCGAAACCUCUGUAGAAUCUUUGAUGAAGUUACUGAGCAAGGACGUGACUGCUAGAAUAGAAUAGAAUGCUCUACCACUGCACUGAGAGGUGUGUCAAGGCAUGUAACGUAAUGUAGGCCCAUGUAAACAUCACAAAACCAAACAUUACUUUGACUAGGGAACUCACUAAAUUAAAUUAAAGUUCCUAGAUACCUCAGUAUUGGGCAUUGUGUUUGAAAGAUGGAAAGGAAUAUUUACAUGUGAUCCAUUCUGAGGAAAGUUCUCUCUUUGUGUUCUUUUAGGCUGAACUCACUCGAGGGGACAAGUUCACCCUCAAGUCGAAUUCAGACGUUGAGAACUGGGACGUAUUGAACAGCAGUGGGGCAACCAAAAGCUUUCCAGGGGUCUGCUUCCUGAUCCCACCACCUGACCCAGAGGCCAUUGCCACCGUAGACCUGUAAGCAACAGGAGAAUAUGUCAUUUAUGUCAAUUAUAUGACAUGCAUAUGGACAACAAUAUGUCAAUUUUGUGGUUUUUGUGCAUGUGUGUAUGUGCGCACAGACAUGGUGAUGUGCUUGACGACAUCAAGAAGAGGAGGGCUGUUUAUUUAGGCACAAUGAAGGACAAGAUCCGUUGUGUCGAAGAGAGACCUGUAUACACAGGUGAGAAAAAUGUGCUCUAUUAAUCCCAAUACCCUCAAAACAAAGCCUUCCAAAUAACUCUGAAACUGCUACUGUUACUGUUAUGAUCAUUAACUGUAAAUAAGGAGAAAUGGCUUCUCUAACUUUUGAUUCAAUUCAUCACAUCAUGUAAACCCCAAGCCAAAGUGUAUUUAUGGGACAUUAACUAAGGCUGCAGCUAAAAUGGCACCCUAUUCCCUACAUAGUGCACUACUUUUGACCAGAACCAAAAAGGCACCCUAUUCCAUAUACUGUAUAACGCAUUACUUUUGAUUAGGCCAGAUUAUCAUUGCCCUGUGCUCCCCACAUAGCCCCUCCGUCCAACCCUAAAGCUAAAGCCGUGGCUGGUCAGCUGGAUAAGCUGGAUGAGGACCUGGUCAAAGCCAAGCAGGACAUGCUGAGCCGUCUGAGGGCCCCGCUGGACCGCAGUGACCCCACCACCGACCUGGCCAAGAGGCUGAAGGAGCAAGAGGUGAGAGAGAAAGUCUUGUUUUUAACUUUAUUGAGACAGAUACAAGUGGAAACGAGCAGGGAGAAAGAGAAUAGCGGUGGAGCCGGGAUUCGUACCCACGCUGGGGGGUGAUAUGUGUUGCAGGCCACAUUACCCACUAGACCAGCCUCAGGCACAGUCUAAGGGGACAUCCGAAAUGGCACCCUAUUCCACUACUUUUGAUAGAUAGAACGCAUGUCUACCAGCCAUUGUAACUGUACAAUAUAUCUUCAUGCUGGUAAACUAGCUAAAUCUGAAUAAUUUUAGAUUGACAUUGAUGGAUUCGCGCCUCCUAAAGAUGAUGAGGACAACGAUGAUGAGUCUAAUGACUAUGGCGAUGAUGAUGAUGGUUAUGAUAUUGUUGGUGAGGAUGGUACUGAUCCUAAUGAUACAGUGGUUGUAUCUCUUUUAGAAAGCCGCAGAUGCUCUGGCGGCUAUGGAGCAGCCAAAGUUGGAGAAGGACGCCUCCAAGGCCUUGCAGCCAAACUUCAAGCUACCAAGGACAAGCAAGAUGGCAUCGCAGCCCUGGCCGACCUAUUUAACAAGAAGUACGACCAUUUUACAAACAUACAUUAUCACCGAUCACCUGUCUUAGCGAUAUGAUAUUAUCAGAAAAUAGAACAAACAACAAAUCUUGCUGUUUAAAAAAAAUAAAUGUUUAUGACAUUUCUUCUAUAGGGCUAAUGCAUCUCUGAACCUGGAGAAGCAGAUCAAGAAAGUGGACGGCAUCGUCUCUGGCUUUGAGGAAAAGCUGAAUAAGGAUGGCCCUAUCCCAGAUGCCCCCGAUGCUAUUCAGGCCCGCACCCAGGAGAUCCAGGUUGGUGGGACAUUACCAGUGCACCCUAUUCCCUAUAUAGUGAAAUACUUUUGACCAGGGCCCAUUGCCUACACUGCCUUGGAUUAGCCAUUGGACACACCUCAACUUUCUUAAGAGAACCAAAUAGAUUCUACAGUAUCCUUGAACAAAUUGGACCAGAGAAUACCCUAGUAGUUGACUUAAAGUAAUAAAGGACUAUGUCAUUUGACUGCACAUUUCAGUCAUCCCUUGUAAUUUAGCUAAAUGCACACCACCAGGACACAUAUUCAUCAUAUCUGUUCUCUACAGAGUCUGCGUAAGGACGUGGCAGGCUCUCAGGAUGAACUGAAGAAGCUGGGCCAGGAACCUGGAGACCAGCCAGCAGCUGUGUAGUUCCCUGCAGCAGGGCUACCAGGAGUACUGCCCAGACAUCCAUCGGCCAGGGGACCCAGGUCAAACAACUACAGAACCGCUACUCUAAUGUCAACAACCAGCUGAAGGAGAGGUGAGCCCAGGGCCACUUUGUCUGUUAGCUAAUGUUGACUACACACACCAUGUCUGCAAAUAUAUGGUAUCAAAAUAGUCCAUUAGUUUGCUCGAACGUCAGAUGAACAGAAUACUUGUUUUCAGUUUGUCGUCAUGAAAGUGUUUUUCAUUGCGUUUUUCUAUCGUCUCAGAGAGGGCCUCUUGCAAGAGGCUGCAGGCAAGAACCAGGAAUUCCAGAACACAAGCAAAUCUCUGAACUACUUCCUGAAAAAUCUGCCCGACAACAAGAUCAGCCCCAGCGAUGACCUAUCACAGGUCAACUCCAAGCAGACCUCCCAGAAGGUCAGUUUGUUUGUGUGUCAAGAAGCUCUGAAAUUGUUGGCGAUAUUCUUUAAAUAUCAUUGUAAGACACAUAUUUAGCAAUCAAGUUUAAUUUUGUAAUUGUUUAUUCCCCCCCAACCUACCUACACCUUUAUUGCAGAGGGUGGUGGAUGACAUCAAGAGGAAGGGAGACGACCUGGACAGAGUGGUUGACCUUUCCCAAGAUUUGCAGAAUAUCCUCAAUGUAAGACUCUGAUUAAGUUACAUUAUCCUACUGCAUCAUGAUAAACCUUUUAUUUGUGUAACAGAUAUUUUUAAAUAUUUGGAUAUUGAAUAAUAACAUCUUAAUUUCAACUGCUUGUGCAGGAAUAUGAGGUCAACACUGACAAAUACAGCAGCACCCUUGAUAAUGUGGGAGCCAAAGAUGCCAAAAAACCUCACACCUCCACCCUUGCUGAUACUGUGCAGAACCAGGUAAUGCAUAAAGAAUGGAAGUCAGUAGACACAAAUUACAUUAAUGUUCAUCCACUUCUAUGCAGACCAAUGUAGGGCGCAUCAUGUUUUCCUGCAUGUUUUCUUGAGCACUGUGAGCUGAAGGCUUCUUUGUGUAUUACAGGAAAAGGCUUUGGUGAACCACUAUGCUAAAACGUCAGCUGAGAAUGACCAGCUGCUCAGUCAGAUGGGCUUUGCUAAGAACCUCAUCGCUCAGGUGAGUUGGAAAAUCUAGCUGCACAUAACUUAUUUCCCGCUGCCAAGUUUGAUCAAUUGAAUGUGUUUAGGAUACAGACAAAAAAAUGAUGAAAAGGUUUAAGUAUUUUCCCUGAAAUUGCUUUUAAAACCUAUGCUUUUUUGUUUACUUUUUGCAGAAACAUGAGAAACAAUCCAUAGAACCAACCAUAAAACCAACCAUAAACAUAAAGAGCCUGCAGCAAGAGUUGAGUGCGGAACACGAUAGACGCAGCCGUGCUGAGACUGACGUGGAAACAUUCAAGACCAGGAUGCUAUCUCUGAAGAGCCGUAAAGGGAUGUAUCGAGUUGAGGAGAAGGAGGUGCUCGAGUACUACCGCGACCCUAAACUGGAAACCGACCUAAAAGAUCUGGAGGACCAAAUCCACAAAGAGGCCUUGAAGCGCAGCCGUACCCAGGGUGAGAUCGAGGGUGUGAAAAGCAAAAUCGCCACUGUUGGGGGCGACCUUAAGUGCAUCAAGCCCAAACUGGUGACUAGAGAGGUGACUGAGUUUGAGAGAGAUCCUCAGUUGGAUGUAGAAGCCUCCAAGUUAAAAGAUGAGAUCGGCAAGAUAAAGGAUGAGGUUCGAGUAAAAGAGGGAGAAGUAAUUCAACAGAAGACAGAGGUCACCAUUCUGAAUGCUACAAGACCCAACAUCAGGGAGAAGGUUAUGAAAAAGGAGGUGAUUCGAUUGGAGAAGGAUCCAGAGAUGCUAAAGGCUGUUAAAACGUUUGAGAAGGAAAUCGCAGAUGAAGGCAACAAGAGCAAGACUCUGAAUGACGAGAUCUUCCAAACGAGGAGCCAGAUCAAUGCAUUGGAGAGGAUCAUUCCCACCAUUCAGCCCAAGGUGGUCACCAGGGAGGUGAAGAAAGUCGAACAGGACCCUGAGCUCAUCAAUGAAUCCAAGAGGCUUCGAUCAGGCCUAGAGGAAGAGAAAAUUGAGACAGACUCUCUGGUCAGGGAGGUCUCUCAGCUCAAAAGUCGCUAUAGCGAGGUGGGGCAGUGGAAGUCCAAGGUCGAGCUCAAGGAAAUCGUCAAUGAGAUCUACCGCAUAGAUCCACAAACAGAGUUGGAGAUAAUGCGUCUGAAGAAAGAUGUUCAAGACUUGAACAAGCAGCGUUCUGACUUACAGGAUCAGAUCACUCUGGUCAUGGUCGAUCUGGAAGCCCUGCGUUCCAAGAAGCCAAAGGUGGAGCUGAAGGAAGUCAUCCAAGACGUGGUGAAAGAGGAGAGGAGCCCUGAGAACGAAAGAGAGAUACAGAGGCUCAAUGAUCAGGUGAACCAUCUGCACCGUACUUACAAUAAUGUAGAGGACCAGAUUAACCUCCUGAGAAAAGAGAGGGACGAGUGGAAAGCAGAAAAAUCCAAGGUGGAGACAAAGCUUAUGACCAAAGAUGUCUUCAAGUAUGAGGAUGAUCCGCUCUUGGAGAAGGAGGCAGAUCGGCUGAGGAAGGAGGUACGCGAAGAGCAACAGCGUCGCCGUACCACUGAGGAGAUGGUGUUCGACCUGCAAAACAAGUACAUCCUGCUGGAGAGACAAAAGCCAGAGGAGAAAGUGGUGGUGCAGGAGGUGGUGCGUCUACAGAAGGACCCCAAGCAGAUAGUUGAGCAUGAUAAGCUUGGCAGGAGCCUGGAUGAGGAGGUUAAGUCUCGCCGGCAGCUAGAGCUUGAGAUGCAAAAACUUAAAACCUUAGUGGAGGAGAAGGAGAGCAUCCUAAAGCAGAGUGAUGAACAUCAGAAGAAGAUUAAAGUGGAGUCUGAACUGAAACAGAUCAAACUGCGCAUCAAAGAGCUGGAGAAUGCCCCACCGCCCGUCGAGGAGAGUAUCGUUGUCGAGGAAGUCCUGAAAGUUGAGAGAGACCCCAAACUGGAGAGGAUGACCAACAGUCUUCGCUCAGACAUGGACAAGGAAACCAAUGAUGUCCUGCAUAUUCAGAGAAACAUCAGGAACACCAAAUGUCAAGCUUGAGCUCCUUCAGCGAGAGAAGGCCAUAGAGAAGACAGUGUACAAAGAGGUGAUCCGGGUGGAGAAAGACCAGGCUGUAGAAGCAGAGAGAUACCGCCUGAAGAGCCUGGUGUCUCAGGAGAAACAUGCCAGGCAGGACCUGGAGGAAAAAAUCGAACAACUCUCUGACAAACUCAACCGACUGAAUGGCACUCAGUCGAGCACUUCUCGGGAAGAGACAAGUCUCAUUCUGGCCAGGGACACCUUGCAGAGGGAGAAAGACAACCUCACCCGGGAGCUGAAGAAGUUGGAGUCUGAAAGGCAGGACAUCAGCUUAUCGUUCCAGCAGCAAACCAAGCUGAUGAGCGAGAGAAGCCAGAUCAACAGGCAAAAGAGCGUCAAGAUGGAGUCUGACGUGCAGCGCCUGGAAAGGGAGAUACUGGACGAGAAAGACACCAUCCACCAGAAAGACAACACCAUCAGGGAACUCCAGAGGGACAAGGAGAAGGAAGACCAUACAGAGACCCGGAAAAAGGGAGACCAACGUCUCCACUAAAAUCACCAUCUUGGACCCUGAUACCGGCAAAGAACUAUCGCCAUAUGAAGCCUACCUGCAGGGACUGAUCGACCGUACCCAGUACAUGCAUCUGCAAGAGUUGGAGUGCGAUUGGGAGGAAAUUAACUUCCAUGGGACCUGAUGGGGAGACCUCUGUGCUGCAGGAUCGCAAGAGUGGCAAGCAGUACUCCAUCAAAAAUGCCUUGAGAGAUGGCAAACUGACCCAGUAUGAUCUGCAAAAAUACAAGGAUGGGAAAAUGCCCAUUUCAGAGUUUGCCCUGCUUGUCGCAGGUGAAAAAGAAAAACAGCCCAAGUUCAACUCAAUCACAUCAAAGACAGCAUCCUCGCUAAAGUCGUCCCCUACUAGCAGCGCCCCUGUUCCUGCCCUUGCCCCUAAGGAAAUAUAUCCUAUCGCUGGUGUAAUUGACACAAACACAGACACAUGCUUCUCCAUACGCAGUGCAGUGGCCCGCAAGAUGAUCGAAAGUGGCACGGCACAAAAGCUGUUGGAAGCACAGGCUGCUACUGGGGGCAUCGUUGACAUCAGCAACAAGGAGAGAUACUCAGUCCACAAUGCAGCCGAGAGGGGCCUCAUCGAUUCGAGCCAACUGCAGAGGCUACUCAACGCCCAGAAAGCCUACACUGGCGUGGAGGACCCCAUGACCAGAGAACGCCUGUCGGUGGGAGAGGCCGUCCUGAAAGGUUGGAUGCCCAAAGAAACUGCCCUGCGUUACAUGGAGGUGCAGCACCUGACAGGAGGGCUAGUCAAUCCCAACAACACGGACCGUGUUGGCAUACAGGAGGCCAUUGGAGCCAAGAUGAUUGACAGCACCAUGAUGAGAGAGCUUCUGGCCGAGUACAACUACGCCAAGGAAAUCGUCGACCCCACAACAAACGAUAAAAUCAACUACAAGCAAGCGAUGGCCCGCUGCAAGACAGAUCCUCUGUCUGGCCUGCUGAUGCUACCUGCUUCCUCCAAAGUGUCUGACAGCAGCUACACCCCUACAUACAAUUCUCAUCGAUUCUCUUCUAGAUAA
Molecule: messenger RNA, 13945 nt
Organism: Coregonus sp. 'balchen'
Lineage: Eukaryota; Metazoa; Chordata; Actinopteri; Salmoniformes; Salmonidae
Source: the annotation of a GenBank genome assembly